GCACUGGAUUACAUUCAGAUUGGAUUUGACAGAAGUGAGCGUUAGCUGGGCUUUGCAGUAUUUUCUGUUUCUCUUGCUGUUUUUUUAUCUGAAUUAAUUUCGGGUGUCUUUUAUGAAUAAUCAAAAGCAGCAAAAGCCAACGCUAACAGGCCAGCGUUUUAAAACUAGGAAAAGAGAUGAAAAGGAGAGGUUUGACCCUACUCAGUUUCAGGAAAGUAUUGUUCAAGGUCUGAAUCAAACUGGCACCGACUUAGAAGCAGUAGCUAAAUUUCUUGAUGCCUCUGGCGGAAAACUUGACUAUCGUCGCUAUGCAGAGACCCUGUUUGACAUCCUGGUGGCUGGUGGAAUGCUGGCCCCAGGUGGUACUUUGUCCGAUGACCUGACUCGUACAGAGUUCUGUGUUUUCACAGCACAAGAAGAUCUCGAGACCAUGCAAGCAUAUGCUCAGGUUUUUAAUAAGCUGAUCAGGCGUUACAAGUACCUGGAGAAAGGGUUUGAAGAGGAAAUCAAGAAGUUGCUGCUGUUUUUAAAAGGUUUCACAGAAUCUGAGCGCAACAAGCUGGCGAUGCUGACUGGCAUUCUACUGGGGAAUGGGACCUUGUCUGCCUCAAUUUUGAUCAGUCUCUACAAUGAGAACCUUGUCAAGGAAGGUGUUUCUGCAGCAUUUGCUGUGAAACUGUUCAAAGCCUGGAUUAAUGAGAAGGACAUUGGUUCCGUGGCUAGCAGUCUGAGGAAGGUUGGCAUGGACAACCGACUAAUGGAACUGUUUCCUGCCAAUAAGAGGAGCUGUGAACACUUCUCUAAAUAUUUCACUGAUGCAGGACUAAAGGAGCUGUCUGACUUUGCCCGGAACCAGCAGUCGAUCGGCGCUCGCAAGGAGCUGCAGAAAGAGCUUCAGGAACAGAUGUCGCGUGGAGAGCCGUUCAAAGAUAUUGUCUUGUAUGUCAAAGAGGAGAUGAAGAAAACCAACAUCUCAGAGCAGACCAUGAUUGGUAUUGUGUGGACAAGCGUGAUGAGCGCUGUGGAGUGGAAUAAAAAGGAAGAGCUGGUAACUGAACAAGCCAUGAAACACUUGAAGCAAUACAGCCCUCUCCUCAAAGCCUUCUCUUCCCAAGGCCUCUCUGAGCUCACUCUGCUAGUCAAGAUUCAAGACUACUGUUAUGACAACAUUCAUUUCAUGAAGACCUUUCAGAAAAUUGUGGUGCUUCUUUACAAAGCUGAUGUAUUGAGUGAAGAAGCUAUUCUGAAAUGGUACACGGAUGCCCACGUUGCUAAAGGAAAAAGUGUUUUCCUAGAACAAAUGAAGAAAUUUGUUGAGUGGCUCAAAAAUGCAGAAGAAGAAUCGGACGAGUCGGAUACUGAAGAAGGAGAUUAAACCCUGAAACAAAGGUUUUGUGUUAAAGUAGCAACAGGAGCUGUAGAAUGUUUUGUUACAGGAGUCUUUCUAUAUAUUUCUUUCUAUUCUACCUCCUGUAUUUCUGACUAAUGUUUAGAUGUAAUUAAGGGCUUUAACAAGUUCAUUAACUCCUUUUUCUAUAUAUCAAAAAGUUUACACUUCAUAUAGCAUCUUGUGAAUGCCCCCCUGUUACUGUAAAAUUCAUUAAUGGUUUAUUGACCAAUUUAGGAUCAUGCAGAUUACUCAAAGUUCCUCCUGAAGUCAUAAAUUUAUUUUAUAUUUGCCACCUCGCUUAAGUUACUGUUAUGAUUCCAGGUUUCAUAUGAACUGUAAAACGGAGUAUGCAGUUUAUAAUGGCAUAUGUAAUUCUUGCCUUUUCCUGGUGUUGUGAAAAGGCAUUUAAAUUGGACAACAUACUGCCUUAUUUUUCAUGAAGUUUUAUUAAGUCCUGAAAUGUUGCAGACAAAUUUGUUGUCAGUGUUUGGUUUUGGCCAAUUUUUAGUUUGGGCUUUUGGUUUAGAUCCAAUACUGAAAGAAAAUAAAUUGAAUGGACUUCGUUAAUGUGCCACUGCUGUGCUUAAGCAAAAUGUCUGGUGUAAAGUAGUGCUGGGUUUUUUUUUGUUUGUGGGUUUUUUUUUUUUUUUUUUUUUUUUUUUUGCUCCCAUUUAAUAAAGAUGAUUUUAAAGGACUUGAGUCUUGUGUAAAGCUGCAAUGUCAGUCCAUGCCAGAUGCAACUUGGAAACUAUCCAAAGACUGGAAAUAUGUCCCCACCCAUGCAUUCCUAUUGCCCAUACUAGAGAUGGACUGUCCCAUUACAAAACGGGUCUUGUUUUGAUCAAUGGUUACCACCCUGACCUUCAUCAACUCUCUUGUAAGAUAGGUUGGACUUGUAAAAUCUAUAGAUCAGAGUUAUUGAACAUCCAUUUAUAUCCAGAAGUUUUAUUGUUAGUAGUAAUUAAACUGAUUUUUUUCAACAAUUAGUGUUCUUAUAUAUAAAAUUAUGUACACCCACAACUUGCUGCAAUCUCAGUUGUGUUUCUUUACAAAUGCCUUCAUUGAUACUUUUUAUUAACUUCAAGUGUUUUAAAGUGCAAUAUUAUCUGCGUUAUAAUGCGCAAGUCACCACUGCCUUGUAUUACUACCGGUGCGGUUCUGCAAAUCUAUUUUUCUACAUUAUUGUAAACGCUAUUGAAGACUGACUGGUCAGAUUAUGGGUGAGUGUUAAAGCCAUCUCUGACUUUAAUUUGCUUAGAAAUAAUUUAUAUGCAGAACAAGUUCUUGUGCCAUGGCAAGAUUGUAGACUUAUUUGGUUUUUCCUUUUAAACAGUCCGGUGAACAGAUAUGGGUCAGUCUUCAAAACUAUGAGCUUAGUAAUGUUUGGAUGUGUCACAUAGAAUACAAAUGUGUUGCUAGCUUUGUUUUACAAUGUAUAGACUGAUAGGACCUCUAAUACUUGUUUGGUGAAUCUCUUCAUGCAUAUGUUCACAUUAUGCUUAUGUAAAGACAUUCUUGUCACAGAAUAAUUGUGGACAAAAUGUUAUUCAUCAUAAAAGCAAACAAACCAAGCCAGCGCACGUGCACAUUUUUCAUUUAAAUGCUGGAUAUAUGGACUGUAUGUAUGGUCCAGUUUAUUUUUGCUUAAUAAACCUAUAUUUAUGUAACUUGCACAAUCAUAAAGAAAAUGUAUCGAUGCUGUUAAGUGUGCCGCCUGCAAGCCACGACUACUGGGACUACAUAAAAUGAUUAACUAGUUGUGAGAUGUGUGUUUGACGUGUUCCAAGGAUGUUAACCUUAUUUCUGAUUUGGUCAAUUUCAUUCCAGUCGUGAAGGAGGGGAAAAAAAAAAAAGAGAGCUAUUUUAGUGAUGCAAAAUUCUAAAAGCGAUAUUGCUCACUGGUGCUGUGGAUGCUCCCAUUUAACUGCAGUGCCUGUGUCUUCCCCCCUCCCCCCCUCCUCUCAUUGGGUCAUUCCCGCUCCAAUGGACCCCCAUAUGGCAUUGACUUAUCAAUCAACACAUUCUGGUGGAAAGCCUGUGCAACAAGCUUUUAUGUAAUGACACAUCCCUUUUACAUUAGCACACAUCUCUCAUGUGAUCUGUCCUACUUGGUCUGCUUAACCCGAGUUGAAUGACCUUGUAUCCACAUUCAGUAAAAUAUUGCAGACAAGAUUAUUUGUAAAAUUAAUUUGAUUGGGUAAUCAAAUUAUUUGGAAUCAAGAAACCUCCAAAUGCAUUAAAUUCUGGCUAUUUUAUUUUAUAGAACAACCAUUAUGAAUACUUGAGCUAAAGGACUUGAUUGUUUGAAUAAAAAGUGUUGAUGAAA
Molecule: messenger RNA, 3716 nt
Organism: Polyodon spathula (Mississippi paddlefish)
Lineage: Eukaryota; Metazoa; Chordata; Actinopteri; Acipenseriformes; Polyodontidae
Product: basic leucine zipper and W2 domain-containing protein 1-A
Exons: 12
Coding region: 113-1375 (420 amino acids)
Cellular component (GO): membrane; cytoplasm
Molecular function (GO): protein binding
Source: RefSeq, a predicted model, not a curated record